Molecule: messenger RNA, 1862 nt
Organism: Closterium sp. Yama58-4
Lineage: Eukaryota; Viridiplantae; Streptophyta; Zygnematophyceae; Desmidiales; Closteriaceae
Source: the annotation of a GenBank genome assembly
UACUAUUGGAGAAGUGCGGUGCAGCGCGUUGGAAGGAGCGUGCGGCCGUUCCGCAGCAAGAGUGUGCGGCAGUGCGAGGGCAGCUCGGCAGCAGGACGGGAGAGACUUUUGAGUCGGCUUGCGAGUCGUUUCGCAGCGAGAGUGUGCGAUCAGGUGAUGGGCGCACGGCAGCAGAUACGGGAGAGACUUUUGAGUCCGCUCGCGAGUCGUUUCGCAGCGAGAGUGUGCGAUCAGGUGAUGGGCGCACGGCAGCAGAUACGGGAGAGACUUUUGAGUCGGCUCGCGAGUCGUUUCGCAGCGAGAGUGUGCGAUCAGGUGAUGGGCGCACGGCAGCAGAUACGGGAGAGACUUUUGAGUCCGCUCGCGAGUCGUUUCGCAGUGAGAGUGUGCGAUCAGGUGAUGGGCGCACGGCAGCAGAUACGGGAGAGACUUUUGAGUCGGCUCGCGAGUCGUUUCGCAGCGAGAGUGUGCGAUCAGGUGAUGGGCGCACGGCAGCAGAUACGGGAGAGACUUUUGAGUCCGCUCGCAAGUCGUUUCGCAGCGAGAGUGUGCGAUCAGGUGAUGGGCGCACGGCAGCAGAUACGGGAGAGACUUUUGAGUCCGCUCGCAAGUCGUUUCGCAGCGAGAGUGUGCGAUCAGGUGAUGGGCGCACGGCAGCAGAUACGGGAGAGACUUUUGAGUCGGCUCGCGAGUCGUUUCGCAGCGAGAGUGUGCGAUCAGGUGAUGGGCGCACGGCAGCAGAUACGGGAGAGACUUUUGAGUCGGCUCGCGAGUCGUUUCGCAGCGAGAGUGUGCGAUCAGGUGAUGGGCGCACGGCAGCAGAUACGGGAGAGACUUUUGAGUCUGCUCGCAAGUCGUUUCGCAGCGAGAGUGUGCGAUCAGGUGAUGGGCGCACGGCAGCAGAUACGGGAGAGACUUUUGAGUCUGCUCGCAAGUCGUUUCGCAGCGAGAGUGUGCGAUCAGGUGAUGGGCGCACGGCAGCAGAUACGGGAGAGGGGCGGGCAAUUGCAAGCUUCUUUACCACCAAGCAGGGCGCUCUCAACGAGGGGCAAGGGGCUCUCAAGGCGGUGCUGGAGCAGGGGGGUGCGAGUGAGGGAGUUGUGAGGGGAGUUGUGAGGGGGUUGAAGGGGGUGGCAAAAGGAGAGGAGACGGGCAGUAGGCGUGACGAGAAAAGCGAGGAGGGGAUUGAUGGGGAGGUGUGCGAGGAGGGUAGUGAGGAGGAGCGGGAGGAAAAGCAAGAUGAGGAGGAGGAAGAUGAUGGGGAGGAACAAGGCGAGGAUAGCUUCUCGUUUGGCAAGGCCUCCACCAUUCACUCACGCGAGUCUUCCUCUCCCCAACACCCACCACCAUCCCUCCCUCCCUUCACCGUUUUCCCAAAAUCCACCUCUUCCUCUCUCGCCUCUUCGACCAAAACUGCCCCCACGUCCCGCCCUCCGCCUUUCUCCCUGCACACCCAAAACGGUCGCAUCGCUCCCCGGCCCUCCCCGCUAGGCUCGGCAGUGGCAGAAGGCCCGGACGGCCUGCCGGCCGAGGCUGUGCGGGAGGCUCGGCAGCGGCAGGUUCGGGAGGCGGCGCUGGUUCGGUGGGCGGCGGAAGUGAGUUUCCCGGGCGUGGAGGUGGGGUGGGCGCAGUGGAAGGCGGUGGGUGGGCUGCUGGAGAGGGAAAGCGCGUUGGCCCACAAGGCACUGCCUGUGAUGUGGGGAAAGGCAGUCAAAGGGACGUUCAAGGCAGUGACGCCAGACGUUGCGAUACCAGAGCAGCAGGUGUUGGAGGUGUUUGACUGGGGGUUGGAAGGGCCACCCACCACCUUUACCACCCUCACCUCGUUCCUUCCUCUCUUCCUCCCACCCCACAGGCAGUGA